AUGGAUUGUUGCGAGGAAGAAAAGAUCAUGAAAAUACCAAAGUUACCCCUAUUGAACACUCUGCCAAUCAUUCAUUCACCAGAGAGACCAGGAACAAAAACUCCUCCAUUUCAUAUCACAGUAUCAGUUCCAUUUGGUUGGGAAGAAGAGCCAGGAAAACCAAAACCUUGUACCGAUCUUGUCACAUUCUCAAAUCCAACAGCUUUCAAGUGUUUGGAACUUCCUCCUAGGUUGUUGGAUGAUACAAAAGUUCCAUCACCUACAAUAGUCUUUGAUGGACCCUACAAAAAAGAUUGUAGUGGAACUGAAAAACUUGGGACUUUGAUCCUUAAGAAAGAAACGGGAGUAAAGAAAAAAGGGUUGUUUGGUAAUUGGAGGAAAAGGGUUAUUAACGUUAAAAAACAUGUCUUUUUGUCAUCUUCUGUUGAUAAGGAUAAUGAUAAUGUUAUUGUUGGUGACAAGAAUUUGAAGAUGAGGAAGAAGAUAAAACAUUAUAGUAGCUUUGAUAAUCCAUUUCAUGCCAAGUCUUCUAUUUGGACAAAGAUGUGUGAAAGAUGGAAGCGUGUGGUUGAAUGGAAGAGUGAUAAAGUGAACAAGAAUCAGUGUUGGUGGUUUUAG
Molecule: messenger RNA, 618 nt
Organism: Lathyrus sativus (Indian pea)
Lineage: Eukaryota; Viridiplantae; Streptophyta; Magnoliopsida; Fabales; Fabaceae
Source: the annotation of a GenBank genome assembly